Metopolophium dirhodum (rose-grain aphid) is the source of this 3420-nucleotide messenger RNA. It is a transcript of the gene lt, whose product is annotated as vacuolar protein sorting-associated protein 41 homolog. NCBI's taxonomy places the organism in Eukaryota, Metazoa, Arthropoda, Insecta, Hemiptera, Aphididae. The transcript has 2 exons. Gene Ontology annotation, biological process: endosomal vesicle fusion; macroautophagy; vesicle-mediated transport. The record is from RefSeq and is a predicted model, not a curated record. Gene Ontology annotation, molecular function: protein binding. Gene Ontology annotation, cellular component: late endosome; HOPS complex. The coding region runs from base 182 to 2695 and encodes 837 amino acids.
UUUGGAUUUUAAUUCACAAUUAUUGUCUUAAUACUUAAUAGUUAAUUGUUAAAUAUGGUUUUCUAAUUACAUAUUUGAAAUUAUAGUAUAUUAAUAACUAAUAACUAUGUAUAUUAUUUUAGUGCUUCUAAAACCAUUGUGAUAUUAAAAUAAAAAUAUAUUUUUGUAUAACGAUCCAAAAAUGACAAAUCAAUCUGAUGAAAAAUCUGACAUAGAAACAGUUGAAGAAGUUGAACCAAAACUUAAAUAUGUUCGUCUCACUAAUGACGUUCAAACUAUUUUAACCAAAGACGGUGUUAGUUAUCUUGCUGCUCAUCCCAAAUUCUUGUGUAUUGGUACUAAUUGGGGUUCUAUUCAUUUAUUGGAUUUUGAAGGUAACAUUGUAAAUAAUCGGCAACUACGUCCACAUACUGUAGCAGUUAAUCAAAUAAGUAUAGAUAGUCGUGGUGAAUUCAUUGCCACUUGUUCUGAUGAUGGUAAUGUAUUUGUUUAUGGUCUUUACACAACAGAAGAUUCUCAAGAGGUCUCAUUAGGUCGUUGUGUAAAGUCUGUCGCAAUAGACCCGUUAUAUCAUAAAUCCGGCAAUUAUCGGCGUUUCAUUACUGGAGAUGAUCGUCUUAUGCUUCAUGAGCGAACUUUUCUUGGACGUACAAAAUCUGUGGUUUUGUGUGACGUUGAAGGAGUUGUACAUAAUAUGAGGUGGCAUAAUCGUUUUGUGGCUUGGGCUUCAAAUAUAGGUCUUAGAGUAUAUGAUAUAAUAUCUCGAUGCUCACUAGGCCUUAUUAAAUGGGAUAAAAGAAACAACAUAAUACCUAGUACAUACAGAUGUAACUUGACGUGGAAGGAUAGUGGAACAUUACUUGUUGGUUGGGUUGACACAGUAAGGAUUUGUGGUGUUAAACGUCGAUUACAAAGACUUAAGGACGUUCCUGAAUACAUAGUAGAACCACUGUCUAUGUUUCGUAUUGAUUACUUUAUUUCCGGUAUUGGACCACUUAACCAUAAUCAAUUAGUAAUAUUAUGCUAUUCAAAAGAAAAAGACGAAAACGAAAAAGCAAUGAGACCACAAUUAUAUGUAGUUGAAGCAAAAGAAUCAAAGUACGUUGAGCUGUGUACUGAUAACUUGUCUUUACGUGAUUUUCAAGAUUUUGGUUGUAACGAUUAUGCCCUCGAAAGUUUAGUCGUAGAAAAUCUAUUCGUCAUUGUUAGUCCAAAAGAUAUAGUUGUGGCAAAUCCGUGUGAUGCGGACGACAGAAUUGAAUGGCUUAUUGAACACAACAAAUAUGCCGAAGCCAUGGAAAUAGUAAAUUCUAAAAAUAUAGUUUUAAAUCGAAAUUCCCGAAUAUCUGUGGGCAAAAAAUUUUUAGAUCAUUUAUUGUUCGUUGAAGAAUAUGUUGAGGCUGGACAGCUGACGGCUGAACUUUUCGGAAACGAUAAAAAACUUUGGCAAGAAGAAAUAUUUAAAUUUGCCCAAGUUCAUCAACUUCGUCAAGUAAGUGCUUACAUACCAAGGGGUGAAGUAACUCUAGAUCCUCACAUUUAUGAAAUGGUAUUAUACGAGUACUUAAAACUGGAACCGGAAGGAUUUUUGAAAAUCGUAAAACAAUGGUCGCCAUCACUGUACAAUGUGUCUGCUGUUACGAACGCGCUAAUUGAACAUUUAAUAGUAAACUCGAGUUCGGAACUAUUAGAAGCUUUGGCUAUUCUGUACACUCAUUCCGGAAAGUUCGAUAAAGCGUUAGGGGCGUACUUGAAGCUAAACCAUAAAGGUAUAUUUCAGUUGAUUACCAAACAAAAUUUGUAUCCGCUAAUACACAACAUGAUCGAAGAUCUGAUGCAGUUGGACUGCGAGCAGACGAUCAAGAUACUUUUGGAAAAGGACACCGUCCCCAUCGACGUGGCCGUGGCGAAGUUACAGGACAACAGGCUCUACCUGUACACGUAUUUGGACGCUCUAGAGAAGAAAGACACAAGGAUGUUGGCUAGGCGGAACUUGCACAAAGACUUGGUGUCGCUAUACGCGGCAUUCGCGCGAGAAAAGCUGUUGCCGCUACUGAAGCGGAGUGACAAUUAUUCCAUCGCUUUAGCGCUAGAAGAAUGCAAGCGGCUAGAGUACUAUCCCGAAAUGGUGUACCUGUUGGGUCGGAUGGGCAACACCAAGGACGCGCUGAACCUGGUCAUGUCGCAACUGCAGGACAUCGAGCAGGCCAUCGAGUUCUGCAAGGACCAAAACGACGCCGACCUGUGGCAUGACCUAAUCGGCCUGUCCUUGGACCAGCCGAACUUUCUCAAAGUGCUAUUGCGGAAAAUCGGCACGUACGUGGACCCACGAAUUCUGAUCCGCCGGAUUGGUAAGCGGACACAGAUACCGGGGCUGAAAGACGCACUCGUCAAGAUGAUGACCGACUACAAUCUACAGGUGUCCGUGGAAGACGGAUGCGCAAAAAUCGUCGUGUCCGACUGUUUCGACCUGCACGAGCGGCUGUACAACGUCCGGAGGAAAGGGUGUGGAGUAGACGAUCAGCACUUAUGUAGCGCUUGCCAAAAGUGCAUCGUCGGCCAGGACACCGUGGGAAACGCACUGAUAUUCUGCUGUCAACACGUGUUUCAUGAGGAGUGCAUACCCGCGGACGGGUUGGAGAUGACGUGCAUAAUUUGCACGGACAGCCGAACGAAACAGGCGGCGUUCCAAUGAGUACGUAAACACGUAUACGGGACACGUGCGUUUCGAUAGUGACAAACGGCGUUCUGUCGAUCGUUUUGUUUGCGAUCUUUCAUUCAGAUCUGUAGCGCGUAUAUAUGAUCGUUUGGCCUAACCUGUACGUGCUCAUUCAAUUAUUUUACUAUACGACUACGUAUUUCGCGGAUAUAAAUAUGGUACCUAUGGUUGAUAAGUUCGAUAGAUUUUUUAAUUAUUGUUAUACCUAUAUAUAAAGAUGGUUUAUUUUUACCAAAAUAUUUAUUUUAAUUACAAUGUUUACAUUACCGGCAUGAUAUUCAUUAUAAUAAUUUUUUCAAUAAACUAAACGUGUGUUCUUGAAAUAUACACAAGCAAAAACCACAAAAUAUAUAUGGUGACAUCGAAUUGUUUUUUCUUAUGUUUUAACGUUUUACAGUUUUGUACGUGGAAUAAAAAAAGUAGAAACAUAUCACCUAUCAUGACGCGACUACGCGAGUCAGAUUGGCCAAAAGCAGUUAGCAAGGUCAGCCACACUUCUAUAUUGAAGUUCAUGUAUUAGGAGAGGUAGUGAGCGUGUUUGGUUGUAUAUUACUGCCGACCGGCCAACAGUAAACAAUUCAGUGUUUGCCGAGGCCUCGUGGCAGUCGGAAAGUAUUUUCUAAGUAUAUACCCGGACCAUGCAAUUCGUACGCAUUAGAUGUAUGAUAUUUUGUAAAUAUAUUUUAUUUUUAACUUCUUGA